AUGAAGCAUGAGUACCGAGUACGACUCGGAUGCCAAUUUUUAGCAAGUCGCCGAGGAAGCGGUGGACAUAAGCUCGCUGAGGUGUCGGCGAUGGACCACAUGCAGGCUGCAGUCAAUGAAGCAUGCGCAGGAGUGCAGGCUGGGGAUGGCGGUCCCUUCGGAGCGGUCGUAGUUAGACAAGGAAAGAUUGUAGCGACUGGGCAUAAUAUGGUGCUGGUUACGAAAGAUCCAACUAUGCACGCUGAAAUAACGGCCAUCAGGAAUGCAUGCAAGGCACUGAGUGAGUCAGGAUUCAUUGCGAAAGGUUUUGUUCAUACUCCACGAUUUCGGAGAUCAGGAGAGGAUAGUGGACAAAAUAUCUAUUGA
Messenger RNA from Ostertagia ostertagi, 366 nucleotides. NCBI's taxonomy places the organism in Eukaryota, Metazoa, Nematoda, Chromadorea, Rhabditida, Trichostrongylidae. The record is from the annotation of a GenBank genome assembly.